UGUAUUAGCUGAGGUCGGGUUAAGGGAGCGAGAGCGGGGGAUUUAGAGACGUGUUCACUACAGAGGCAUCACCAUGGCACCGCUCGGACUAAAAGCCAUUGUGGGAGAAAAGAUUAUGAAUGAUGUCAUCAAGAAGGUACACAAGAAAGGAGAAUGGAAGGUGCUGGUCGUAGACAAGCUGAGCAUGAGGAUGAUGUCAUCCUGCUGUAAGAUGACAGAUAUCAUGUCAGAGGGCAUCACCAUUGUUGAAGAUAUCGGCAAGAAACGGGAGCCUCUCCCUAGCAUGGAGGCCAUCUACUUAAUAACACCCAAUGAUGAGACUGUGGAGGCACUCAUAGAUGACUUCAGAGACCCUCGGUCGCCCAGAUACAGAGGAGCUCACGUCUUCUUCACUGACACAAUCCCAGAUUCAUUGUUUAAUUUGUUGACGAAAUCCCGCGCGUCCAAAGCCAUGAAGACCUUGACUGAGAUCCACAUCGCCUUUCUGCCCUAUGAGUCUCAGGUGUUUUCCCUGGACAAGACAGAUGCCUUCCAGGACUUCUACAGCCCCUACAAGGCUGACAUCAAGCACAACAUGUUGGAGCGCUGUGCUGAGCAGAUCGCCACUCUCUGCAACACCCUGAAGGAAUACCCUGGCGUCAGAUACAGAGGGGAGUACAAAGACUGUGCCACUCUGGCUCAGCUCCUGCAGGACAAGCUGGAUGGCUACAAGGCAGACAACCCCACCAUGGGAGAGGGUCCGGACAAGUCUCGCUCCCAGCUCUUGAUUCUGGACCGAGGCUUUGACCCGGUCUCUCCCAUCCUCCAUGAGCUCACCCUCCAAGCCAUGGGCUAUGACCUGCUGGGCAUCGAGAACGACGUCUACAAGUAUGACACCAGCGGGAUGGGGGAGGUCAAGGAGAAGGCGGUGUUGCUGGAUGAGGAUGAUGAUCUGUGGAUGAGUCUCAGACACAAGCACAUUGCAGAAGUCACCACGGCUGUGACCCGUUCUCUGAAAGAAUUCUCAUCCACCAAAAAGAUGAACACAGGAGAGAAGACCACAAUGAAAGACUUGGCUCAGAUGCUGAAGAAGAUGCCCCAGUAUCAGAAAGAGCUGAGCAAGUACUCCACUCACCUCCACCUGGCUGAGGACUGUAUGAACCGUUAUCAGGGCACCGUGGACAAGCUGUGUCGUGUGGAGCAGGACCUAGCGAUGGGUACGGAUGCAGAGGGGGAGAAGAUCAAGGACCCCAUGAGGGCCAUCGUGCCCGUCCUGCUGGACAAAGACGUCACUGUCUUCGACAAGAUUCGCAUUAUCCUCCUCUAUAUCUUCAUGAAGAACGGUGUUUCGGAGGAGAACCUGUGUAAGCUCCUCCAGCAUGCUAACAUCCCUCCCGAGGACAGUGACAUCAUCUCCAACAUGGCCCAUAUGGGCAUGCCCAUCAUCUCAGAGGGGAAUCCGACCCGCAAGGUGAAGAAGACUGACCGGAAGGAGAGAGUGAGUGAGCAGACCUACCAGCUGUCCCGAUGGACCCCUCUUAUCAAGGACAUCAUGGAGGAUGCCAUUGAGGACAAACUGGAUCCAAAGCAGUACCCCUACAUCUCCCAACGAACUGCCUCCACUCACUCCAGCGCUCCAUCAAGUGCCCGGUACGGAAACUGGCACAAGAACAAGGGCCCUACAGAGAUGAAGACUGGUCCUCGGGUCAUCGUCUUCAUCAUCGGAGGCAUGACCUUUAGUGAGAUGCGCUGUGUCUACGAAGUCACACAGGCCAAUGGCAAAUGGGAGGCCAUCAUUGGCUCCACCCACAUGCUCACUCCCACCAAAUACCUGAAGGAGCUGCAGCACCCUGACUUCCUGGACCCCAACGCUGCCCCUGAGGAACCAGAGCCGGCCCUCGCAGAAUGAGAACACACACUGAAAAGAUCAACCAAUAUCUUCACCCCUACAAGCCUUCUUCAAACUCUCAAAGACCUGGAUAAACAAGCAGAGGUUUAAGCAGAACCCCCUGGCUGUAGCUGUCCCUCUUCUAACUAGCUGUCCCUCUCUUAACUAGCUGUUCCUCUCUUAACUAGCUGUUCCUCUCUUAACUAGCUGUCCCUCUCUUAACUAGCUGUUCCUCUCUUAACUAGCUGUUCCUCUCUUAACUAGCUGUCCCUCUCUUAACUAGCUGUCCCUCUCUUAACUAGCUGUCCCUCUCUUAACUAGCUGUUCCUCUCUUAACUAGCUGUCCUUCUCUUAACUCCCUCAGCCGGCAUAUUCUACUCAAGACGUCCAUACCAAACCCCUUCUACUCUAUACAUAAGACAAUAAAGAAAAUGGCUCUGCCUAUUUCAAAUAUAUCAAAGUCAUGUAUUCAGAUAUCAUUUUUUAAUAGCAUGAAAUAAGAUAAUUUAAAGCCAUACCACCAGAAAACACCAUGUUUUACCUACUGUACAUAAACCCUGAUGACUUUAUAGUAAUAAUUUAAUUUCAAUUUGUUUGUCAGAUUGAAGGGAAGAGUAGAGUCUGUGAUGGAUGACUGAUACUAUAUGAGCAGUGGAUGUAAACUGCCAUCUCAUGAUGCCAUUGUUGCACUUUCUUAAAAAGGAAGCCAAUCAUAGACAAGAUUGGAUAAGUGUGGGUGGAAUUUGAGGAAUUAUUCAGGCUGGUGAUUGGUGUAGAGUGUUCGCCAUGUUCCAGGCAUUCAGGAAUAUAAAGGGACCAACUGGGAUGAUGGUGGAAUGGGAUCUAUAAUGUCCCUUUAAUACCCCCUCAAAAAUAUGUGCAAGAUUCCUGUCUUUCCAACAGACCUUUCAAUACAUUUCAUAAAAGUAUUCAUAUAACAUUUAUUUGAAAAAAACAACUAGCUGAAUAUUGGAAUGAACUUGGAAAUACACUUGGAAUGUAUUUGAAUACUGAAAUAACUGACUCAAAUACUCCCAAGCAUUUAACCAAGUUAUUUGAAAAGCCAGGUCUGUUUUUAGUGGUUUAGCAUUAAGCUUUUAUCUCAUUGCUUGUAAACGUUUCAGGAACAAUGAGCAAAAAUACCAAUAUUUUUGAAACUCACAAUUGUAUAAUUUGGACAUCAUCACCAACAUCAUCACCAUCUUCCUCGUAAUGGAAUCAGUAGUUUGUAGAAUAUAUGCCAUACUGUAUCAAUGUUUCUAUUCCUGGUGAUUAUUCUGACUUUGCAAAUGCCAAUGUGAAGCCACUCUGUACUAGUGCUCAUGUAGCUGUAGCUAGCAGUACAGUUACAGUAGUUGGGCUGUAGCUAGCAGUACAGUUACAGUAGUUGGGCUGUAGCUAGCAGUACAGUUACAGUAGUUGGGCUGCAGCUAGCAGUACAGUUACAAUAGUUGGGCUGUGAUGAUCAACCAUUGGAAAGUUAUUCCUCUUCAUUUAGUUACAUUUUUGUCCCAAUUUCCAGUGCAGCGUUGACACUGUCAUGAUGCAAACUCAUUUGUUGGCGUUGUUGUUGUUACAGUUGUUGUUUUUGUUUACUCUAUAGUAGGGUUAUCUAUUAUUUCUCAAGAUAGAUUAAUAUCAGUGUAUUUGAUCAGAAUUCUAUGCUUGGAAGUAAAACAAUACACGUUCAUGUACUAAAGCUCUAAUAAAGUUGCUUCAAAGAAAA
This is a messenger RNA of Salvelinus fontinalis (brook trout), 3593 nucleotides long. Its product is annotated as syntaxin-binding protein 1-like. Gene Ontology annotation, molecular function: syntaxin binding. Bases 74 to 1888 code for a protein of 604 amino acids. Gene Ontology annotation, biological process: intracellular protein transport; vesicle-mediated transport; neurotransmitter secretion. The record is from RefSeq and is a predicted model, not a curated record. Gene Ontology annotation, cellular component: secretory granule; plasma membrane. The transcript is spliced from 20 exons. Lineage: Eukaryota; Metazoa; Chordata; Actinopteri; Salmoniformes; Salmonidae.